Molecule: messenger RNA, 663 nt
Organism: Kwoniella botswanensis
Lineage: Eukaryota; Fungi; Basidiomycota; Tremellomycetes; Tremellales; Cryptococcaceae
Exons: 4
Coding region: 1-663 (220 amino acids)
Source: RefSeq, a predicted model, not a curated record
AUGCCUCUCUGCUUGAACGCCAACGGACGCGAACAGCUAGCCAAGGGUCGAGAGACCCUAGCAAGCGCACGAGCAGCCAAAGCUACACAUACCUUGAGCAUCAAGGAGAUGAUUACGGUUCUCGGUGCUCAAGCCGUGGAUUACGAGGAAGAUCGUCGUCAGGGACCAGAACUCGACAGGUCUCGCACAUUUGACUCUUGGUUGAAAGAUGGAAUGACAUACGUGAGAGGAGCUAUCCGCGAGUUGACUACAGCGGCGUCCAAUGAGAUUCAGGAUCUAUCGCCUGAGCAUUCUUUGAAGGACAAAGAAGCAAACGUCCGCUUGGGCAAGAUGACAGGCGCUAGUCCCGUGUUCACUCUGAUAUACCCUUCCGAAACGGUUGAAAUCGCAACAACGCCCACACAGGUCCUAGCUCCCCGAGCGAAUAUCCCACCUAGAAAGAUGUCAUUCAUCGAGCAUCAGAUGGAAAGGUUGUUGAGAACAAUCUUCUGUGCACCGGCCGAUCUGAUUCCUUACGGGCUAGAAAGGCGAAUGGCAGCCAAGAAAGCGAACAUGAUUCAUGAUCAAAAUGAAGCUCGUAUAGCUCGAGCUCGAAAAAGGGCCAAAGAGAUUAAAGAGAGGGAAAGAGAGAUGGUCAACUCAUUCAAGAAAAUGCAUGUGUGA